AUGUCAAUGUCAUUUCCCUGCGGGACUCACGACGAUCGGUGGGGUUCUGAUUUGACUUCCGCCGGAGAAUUCACCCAAAGCUUCCCAUCGUUGCCGGUCCCUCACUCACCCAACUCCGGCGAGGAGCAUCUAGAAGUAACGAUUGAAUACCCAAGCGGCGUACUACUCAACAUCGACUCCGUCACCGGAACCGAUGUUUCCGGCACCGAUCCAGAAAUCACCUCUUCCUCUGCUUCUGGUUCAAGAUCAAGGUCACGUAGCUUAGGUUGGAGCGCGUCGUCGAGUCGACGGAUCCAUGAGAGUCAGGUGGUUGAAAACGCAAAGCAAUUCUCGAGAGAUUUAAAACGGAAGCUUCAGAGAAUCUCAAGGCGAGACGGUGGAUAUUCCUCUCGAUCUGCGCCGGAGACGGUGGUUCCACACGGUGGCGAAAUCACCGAUCCGGCUACUUUAUGUCGAUCUUUAACACAGCGAUUCACGAGGUCUCAUGACCGGAAUCGAUUGAGUACACAGAGAGCGAUUCAUGGAUUGAGAUUCAUAAGCAGUAAAGAAAACGGUAUCGCUGGUUGGAGAGAAGUUCAAAGCAAAUUCGCUAAUCUUUCUAAAGAUGGAAUGGGGAAUGGUAAUUCGAAAGAGUUUGCAGAGGAGUUGUUCGACGCAUUGUGUAGGAGAAGAAGAAUAAUGGUUGAUAAGAUUACAGUUCAAGAACUAUACGAGUUUUGGUACCAAAUUACUGACGAAAGCUUCGAUGCUCGGCUUCAAAUCUUCUUCAACAUGGUGAACAAAAAUGGAGAUGGUAAAAUCACAGAGAAUGAAGUUAAAGAGAUUAUUAUACUAAGUGCAUCAGCAAAUAAUCUAUCAAGGUUGAGAGAACGAGCAGAAGAAUAUGCAGCACUGAUCAUGGAAGAACUAGCUCCGGAUGGACACCACUCUCAGUACAUAGAGUUAAAGGAAUUAGAGAUGCUACUACUCCAGAAGGAUAUAUCUCAUAGUUAUAGCCAACCGUUCAGCCAGACAAGCCGAGCCUUAAGCCAAAACCUAAAGGAUACAAGAUGGGGAAUGAGAAAGAACUUGCUUUACUCUUUGCAAGACAAUUGGAAGAGGAUUUGGAUUUUGACAUUGUGGUUAAUGAUCAUGGCCGGGCUUUUUAUGUGGAAAUUCGUUCAGUACAAACGCAAAGACGCAUUCCAUGUAAUGGGUUACUGCCUAGUCGUGGCAAAAGGAGCAGCUGAAACACUCAAAUUCAACAUGGCUCUUAUCCUUUUGCCAGUUUGCAGAAACACUAUCACCUAUCUCAGAUCCACCGCUUUGUCCUACUCGGUGCCUUUCGAUGACAGUAUCAACUUUCACAAGACAGUAUCUAUAGCAAUCAUUAUUGGAGGGGUUGUCCACGCAUCCAGCCACCUCGCUUGUGAUUUCCCGAGGAUUAUAACAUCUACAGAAGCUGAUUACAAAAGAUACUUGGUUCAUUACUUUGGUGUGACCAGACCCACAUACUUUGACUUGGUUAAGGAUCCUGUGGGAAUCACUGGAUUUAUAAUGGUUAUUUUUAUGAAAUGGUACCGCAAAAAUAUAUGGAUGUAUCUUGCUGUGCCGGUUUUACUCUAUUCUGGUGAAAGGAUCCUCAGAUUCUUUCGUUCCAGGCUUUACUCUGUCGAAAUCGGCAAGGUUGUGAUUUAUCCCGGAAACGUUGUUGUGCUACACAUGUCUAAGCCUGCAUCAUUUGAUUACAAGAGCGGACAGUAUGUAUUUGUUCAGUGUCCUGCAGUAUCAAAAUUUGAAUGGCAUCCAUUUUCUAUUACUUCUUCCCCUCGAGAUGAUUAUCUCAGUAUUCACAUUCGUCAACGAGGAGAUUGGACAGAAGGGAUUAAGAAGGUAUUCUCAGGUGUAUGUGAAGCUCCUGAUCCUGGAAAAAGCGGACUUCUUAGAGCAGACGGACCAAACAGAACAAGUUUGCCAGAGCUGUUGAUAGAUGGACCUUAUGGCGCACCAGCGCAAGACCAUCAGAAGUACGAUGUGUUAUUACUCGUUGGUCUUGGAAUCGGCGCAACACCUUUUAUUAGCAUUUUGAGAGAUCUACUUAACAACAUUGUUAAGCAACAAGAACAAGCUGAAUGCAGCUCAGGUAGUUGUAGUAACAGCAAUAUCUCGUCGGAUCACAGUUUCAGUUGCUUAAACUCUGAUGCUCGGAAUAGGAUUCCCGAAAAUCAAAGGAGAACGUUGAACACGAAGAACGCUUACUUUUAUUGGGUAACACGAGAACAAGGCUCAUUCGAUUGGUUCAGAGAAAUCAUGAACGAAAUCGCUGACUCCGAUAGAAAGGGUGUUAUUGAGAUGCACAACUACUUGACUAGUGUCUACGAAGAAGGAGAUGCUCGAUCCACUCUUCUCACGAUGAUCCAGACUCUAAACCAUGCCAAAAAUGGCGUCGACAUUUUUUCUGGAACCAAGGUACGAACACAUUUUGGGAGGCCAAAAUGGAAGAAAGUUUUAUCAAAGAUUAGCACCAAACAUAAGAACGCAAGAAUCGGAGUGUUCUAUUGUGGAGGAACGAGUUUGGGGAAGGAACUCUCUACACUCUGCCAUGAAUUUAAUCAGACGGGAUGUUCGAGGUUUGAGUUCCACAAAGAACUGUUCUAA
This is a messenger RNA of Arabis nemorensis, 2637 nucleotides long. Lineage: Eukaryota; Viridiplantae; Streptophyta; Magnoliopsida; Brassicales; Brassicaceae. The record is from the annotation of a GenBank genome assembly.